AAUCGUAUCUGUCUCUCUCUCUCGAGUGCAAUUGAUAACGAUAAGUCAUAUCAUCAGUUUGCGUUUCGAGAAAUUUUGAUUUCCGUCUCCAAGACUGAUUGCAUCGCAUUGAAGGCCUUGAUUUCAUUUGUUUUGAGGAAAUUCGCGAUUCCGCAUUCAUUAUGAGGUUAUGUGUGUGUCCGUAAUCUAAAUUGGCGUAGAGAAGAACUCCUGUUGUUUCAAUGAAAUUGACGAAUUAGUUUACGUUAACUUGUAUUUAUCAGUUUUCUUCUCAUCUUUUUACAUUAGUCAGCAACUUAUAAUUCUGUUAAGUUUAACCAUGAAAUCUUGAAUUUUAGACUUGGUUGUGUUAUAAUGCCAAAAUCAAAGUCCCCCAGUUGAUAGUAAAAUGGACGAGCGAAAAUACAUUCGCGGCACCAGUAAAUCUUUCAAAAGUUAUGGGAGCACCAGUUCUUUUAAUGCUUUCAGGAAGCCGGAACAGUGCAUCAAGCAUAUCAUCGAAGAGAAAGACACAUUGCAAGGCAUAGCGCUGAAGUAUGGUGUAACAACCGAACAAAUCAGGAGGCUUAACAAAUUGUGGACGAACGAUAGUUUAUUUCUGAGGAAGAGUCUGUUGAUACCAGUCAGCAAUGAAAACGUUACUUCACCCUCCAACAUUUCACUUUUUGAUAAUGACCCAAAUAGCCCUUUCCAUAGCAGUGCAGAGUCUCAAGUUCCGAAUUUUAUGACAUCGUCAAAUAGCUACCCGCAGUCUCUCAACUCAUCCUCUAAAAUGAAGAACGACCAAAAUGACACUGAUGAAAUUGAUUUCAAUAGCUACCUAUGUCGAAUCGAUAGUGAUAUUGCAAAUACUAAGAAUCAAGUUCAACGAACUGAAGGAAACAGCUCCUUCAGUGGCGAGUCUCUGAGAGCUCGGGGUAAAAUUCCAAUGUCUAGAUUUCAAUUAGCAGAGCCCAAUGACACUAGUUACAAUGAUGUCGCAGUCAUCACAUCACAUGGAAGGCGAGUGAGAUCUUCUUUAGAGCGAUUGCAGCAAAAGCAAGAUGAACUCUUUCAGCUUUAAGUAACGUACAAUAGUUUCAAAGAUAUUUUUAUCAAACUAUAACGAA
This is a messenger RNA of Bemisia tabaci, 1109 nucleotides long. Its product is annotated as LysM peptidoglycan-binding domain-containing protein red. The record is from RefSeq and is a predicted model, not a curated record. NCBI's taxonomy places the organism in Eukaryota, Metazoa, Arthropoda, Insecta, Hemiptera, Aleyrodidae.